Molecule: messenger RNA, 1575 nt
Organism: Vollenhovia emeryi
Lineage: Eukaryota; Metazoa; Arthropoda; Insecta; Hymenoptera; Formicidae
Gene: wun
Product: putative phosphatidate phosphatase
Exons: 8
Coding region: 235-1194 (319 amino acids)
Biological process (GO): signal transduction; phospholipid metabolic process; phospholipid dephosphorylation
Molecular function (GO): phosphatidate phosphatase activity
Source: RefSeq, a predicted model, not a curated record
GAGAACGCUCCACCACGCUCCACCUCGCGCUCGGUCUACGUCAGUCUGUUCCGAGACGUCGCGCCGUGCCUGUCGUGCGCGGGUGUUAUGUUAUGUUACACCUUACGACGCGCUGCACGCACCUGAGACGCCCGUGAAGCUUGAUCAGGCUAUCGAGCCUCACCGUUACCGGGGCUGACGCACCCGAAGGUUGCACCGCAUCAACGGUCGUGAGAAGCGCGCGCGCGGGACAGCAUGGAUCGAUCGUCCAAGCUGAUUCUACGAAAGCUCAUCAUCGACUUCCUCUGCCUGUUUAUCGUGGGCAUUUCGGUGCUGAUGUUCUUCCUAUUCGGUAAACCUUACAAACGCGGUUUCUUCUGCAACGAUGAGUCACUCUAUCAUCCGUUCCACUCGUCCACGGUUACGAGCACGAUGCUGUAUAUCGUCGGCCUUUUCCUUCCUAUAUGUGCGAUGAUCGUAGGGGAGUACCUGCACUGGAGGCAUUUCUCCGGACAUACGGCGAACGUGCUUUUUGGAUACACCAUACCUCCAUGGCUGUGGAACGCUUAUCGCAAGGUCGGUGUAUUCGGUUUCGGUGCAGCCUGCACCGUUUUAACCACGGACAUCGCCAAGUACACCAUAGGUCGGCUACGGCCCCAUUUCAUGAAGCUCUGCGUACCCAGUGUUGACUGCAACCUGACCCAGUAUCAGCACAAAUAUAUCGAGGAUUUCCACUGUACCGCAACGGGAGUCUCGGACAAGCUGCUAAAGGAAGUCAGAUUAUCGUUUCCCUCCGGUCACUCGUCCUUCUCGGCCUACACCAUGAUCUAUCUUGCGAUGUACCUACAGUUGAGAAUGAAAUGGAAGGGCAGUAAACUGCUUAGACACUUCCUUCAAUUCCUGUGCUUGCUCAUGGCUUGGUUUACCGCGAUGACACGAAUUUCCAAUUAUAAACAUCAUUGGAGUGACGUGCUCGCUGGAGCUACCAUCGGAAUAGUCAGCGCUUUAGUGAUGACACACUGCGUGGCAGAUCUCUUCAAAGAGGAGAGAGAGAAACACAGUUCCAUAGAAAAGCACCGAACUGCCGAUUACGAAGCGGAGACGGGCGUCACCAACACACAGGAUGAAUCAAGCCCGCUGCAAGUGAGAAUGCAAACGUACGGCGGAGUUAAUAGAAGUACGGAAGAUGUCACACGUAGACGCGAUUCUAAUUAACAUUUCACAUAAAUAAUCAAUUAAUUCAAUAUUAAUGUUUGACUUUAAUAUGUUUUUUUAUUACGUCUUUAGGUAUUAUCCUUGAACUUUUUCUUUAUGAAAUUAAAACUAGAACAAGAUCUCUAUACAUAUGUAUACAAGAAUAAGUAAAACUCUAAUAAAAGUAUGUAGUUUAGAAUUUAAAUGAUAUAAUAUUUAUAAAGUGCAUUUAUCUUUUCUUCAUGUGUAGUUGUACGUACAUACAUGUAUGCAUGUAGAGUUCUCUAUUAUAAAUUUAUCUUAUAUUUAACAUUAUAAGUUAAUGAAAGUAAAUAUGUAUAUAGUUAUAAUAUGUUAUGUGUAUGUUUUCUUUUAUGAAAAACAGUUGAUGAUACAUGCAAA